AUGGAGGUCUCUUUCAAAGCCAUGAAGAAAAUAGCAAGACGAAUCAGUCUUUAUUGUUGGGGUUCUGUAGAGGAACUUGACAAAAUUGAUAGGAAGAGAGAAGUUGGUGAGAACAAUGAUGAUGGGGAUAUAACUCUUCUUAACCAUGUUUUAUGGUCAUGUCCAUGGAUGGGUGGUGGUCUUAGCGAGAGUAAUUACAAGGGACUUCUUUGGGGAGCUGAUUGCACUGAGAUUUUCUAA
This is a messenger RNA of Eruca vesicaria subsp. sativa (arugula), 240 nucleotides long. The record is from the annotation of a GenBank genome assembly. NCBI's taxonomy places the organism in Eukaryota, Viridiplantae, Streptophyta, Magnoliopsida, Brassicales, Brassicaceae.